Molecule: messenger RNA, 3251 nt
Organism: Aspergillus neoniger CBS 115656
Lineage: Eukaryota; Fungi; Ascomycota; Eurotiomycetes; Eurotiales; Aspergillaceae
Product: U3 snoRNA-associated protein UTP13
Exons: 3
Coding region: 111-3041 (976 amino acids)
Biological process (GO): endonucleolytic cleavage in 5'-ETS of tricistronic rRNA transcript (SSU-rRNA, 5.8S rRNA, LSU-rRNA); endonucleolytic cleavage to generate mature 5'-end of SSU-rRNA from (SSU-rRNA, 5.8S rRNA, LSU-rRNA)
Cellular component (GO): 90S preribosome; nucleolus; small-subunit processome
Molecular function (GO): U3 snoRNA binding; protein binding
Source: RefSeq, a predicted model, not a curated record
CUCGGACGGCGGUACGCAACUGCCAUUUCCUUUGAAGGCGCGGAUUUGUUCUGUCAUAUGAUGGCGCGGUAGAUUUCUAGACUUCUGGUUGUUGAGAAAAUUCCCCCAUCAUGUCCAAAGCCGUGGUUAAGACGACCUUCGAGGCGUCUCGAACUCUUCGUCCCAUCUACACCGGAGGAAGCACUGCGCUGGAUGCUAGUGGUCGUCUAUUGGCGACUUGCAUUGGCGAGGAUGCUCUCGUCGUCGACCUUGAGACCGGCGACCAAGUUGCCAGCCUUGAAGGCGAUGGCGAAAUAAUCACUAGCUUGGCCAUUUCUCCAUCGGCUUCGCACGUCGUUCUCUGCUCGCGCUCGAUGUCCAUGCGCAUCUACUCUCUGACUCCUUUUGAUGAAAACACACAAACCGUCGAGGCCAAACUAGCUAGAAUUUUGAAACCUCACACAGCUCCUGUCGUCACCACAGCGAUCGAUCCCACGGGUACUCUCCUAGCAACUGGCGCUGCGGAUGGUUCUAUCAAGGUUUGGGAUAUUCGGGGUGGAUACAUCACGCAUACUUUCCACGGCCAUGGUGGUGUUAUCUCGGCGCUGUGUUUCUUUCAAGUACCUUACCAGGACAACGACAAGGCAUCAUCAAAGAAGAAGAAGAAGCGGUCCAAGGGCAAGAAUCUUGACUCUGAUGAGGAUGAGGACAUGGAUGAAGUAGCCGAUUCGAUCGGCGCUUUUCGACUCGCUUCAGGUGACGAGGAAGGUAUGGUCCGCGUCUGGGAUUUGAAUAAGAGGAAGCCCAUCGCAUCGUUGGAAUCGCACGUCUCCGUUGUCCGGAGUCUUUCGUACUCACCCGCAGAGAAUGCGCUGCUCUCUGCAGGCCGCGACAAGACUGUCAUUGUGUGGGAUGUGCGGACUUUCAAGACACGCCGUGUUAUCCCCGUUCUUGAGAGCGUGGAAGCAGCUUGCUUCGUCGCUGACAGCGGAUUGUGCUUGGUGGGAGGAGAGAACGGCCGUUUGCGUGUUUGGGACUGCAACCGCGGAGGAGAGGUUACUCACGAGCAAGAAGCUGCAGCCGAGUUCGAGGCCGUAGUGGCGAUUCAGUAUUCCGCGGGCAUGUCAUUCGCAAUGACUGUGCAUGCUGACCAAACCAUUCGACUGCACUCACUUCAGCCACUCGCCGACUACAAAGCUGGGUCUACGUUUGAGCCGCUGCCGGUUAUUAGGCGCAUCUCCGGCAACGAUGAUGAUAUUAUCGAUCUUGCAUAUGUCGGUGCCGAUCGGUCGAUGCUUGCGUUAGCUACCAACACCGAAAGCAUAAGGGUGGUUUCAGUUGGACCGUCCGAGGAUAGGCCAGCUACCGGAGAGGGUGACUACUUUGGUGCCGAUGUCACACACUUGGAAGGCCACGACGACAUCAUUAUUUGUAUCGACGUUGACUGGUCAGGUCACUGGCUUGUUACCGGCGCAAAGGAUAAUACUGCACGUCUUUGGCGGCUUGACCCCAAGAAUUCCUCUUACACCUGCUUUGCUGUCCUCACUGGACAUGCAGAGUCGCUCGGUGCCAUCAGUUUCCCCCGAGCUCCUCCGCCAGUCAACACCCCUGCUCACAACGACCCCUUGAACCAUCCCCCUGCUUUCCUGCUCACAGGAUCUCAAGAUCGUACUAUCAAACGAUGGGACACGGGUAAAUUGGCUCCUCUUAAGUCUUCCAAACCUCACAACCCCAAGGCCGUGUACACACGCAAAGCCCAUGAAAAGGAUAUCAAUGCUCUGGAUAUUAACCCGACAUCGACAUUGUUCGCAUCCGCGUCCCAGGACCGUACUGUGAAGAUUUGGUCCAUCGAGGAUGGCUCCGUUGUGGGUGUCCUGCGGGGACAUAAGAGGGGAGUAUGGUCAGCACGAUUUGCUCCUCGUGGUACCCCUAUCCUCACCUCCGACACGGGAACGAGCACAAACCGAGGCAUGAUUGCUACUGGAUCGGGAGACAAGACUAUCAAGAUCUGGAGCUUGUCGGACUACAGCUGUCUUCUCACUUUCGAAGGUCACACGAACAGUGUGCUCAAGGUGAUCUGGCUGCCACCUUCGGACUUGUCUACCAAGGAGGAGGAUGAAGACGAAGCAAUGACACAUAAUGCAGUUGCGCAGGCGAAACCUCUGGUUGCGUCUGCGGCCGCAGAUGGCUUGGUGAAGAUUUGGUCCCCUUACAGCGGCGAGGUUGAGACGACUCUCGACAACCAUGAAGACCGUGUCUGGGCUCUGGCCAGCCCGACGCCAUCUGGCUGCCGUGACGAUGUUCUGUCCUCAUCUACGCUCUCACAAACCUCUCCCUAUGGCCUUGCCUCUGGUUCUGCCGACUCAACUGUUACCUUCUGGACAGACACGACUUCGGCCACUUACACCGCUACAGUAAACGCCAACUCAGCUCGUAUUGAGCAAGAUCAACAGCUUCAGAACUACAUUCGCGCCGGGGCUUAUCGCGAAGCCAUCACACUUGCACUUCAGCUCAACCACCCAGCCCGGCUACUGUCCCUGUUCACUUCUGCGAUAGAUGCUGCAGAGGACCCAACAGCGACCGAUUCCGAAGCCAGCGAGCGUGCCAACAGCCUAACUGGCAACCCCUCGAUCGACGAGGUUCUUCAAACUCUUGACCCGGAAAACCUCUGUACACUCCUUCUCAGACUUCGUGACUGGAACACGAACGCCCGAACAUCCAGAGUCGCUCAGCGGAUCCUGUUCGCUUUGUUCCGCUCCUACCCAGCUUCAACAUUUGUGGAGCUUGCCACCUCAAGCAUGGCGAAGCGUCGCCGCGAAGGUCGCACUUCAGCAGGCAUGAAGGAUAUCCUGCAAGCGCUGGCCUCGUAUACUGACCGGCAUUACCGCCGUGUCGAAGAGCUUUCCGACGAAAGCUACCUCGUGGAAUGGGUUCUUGCAGAGAUGGACGGUGGUGUGGGACUCGGGGGCCUAGGCGUUUCUACCCCGUACGACCCUUACAGCAGUCUCCCUGAAGACAGUGUCCCAGAGCAUGAAAAAGACGUGGUCAUGCUGGGGGUAUAGGAGAACCCAAGUGUGGAUAAAAAUAAGACUUUUGAAUGAGACUAUGUACAAAUAGACCAAAGUUAAUCUGCAUGAUCUUUGCAAAUACCGUGUGUAUGUUGGCGCUUUCAGUGGGAGUACUUGUUCUGUUUUUGUUAGGAGACCAGCAUAUAAAAAGUUCUUUCUUUUUCCAGAUGAUACUACCUGUUCUGGAUUAGAGGCUGUUGAGGC